GUCGCUCAUUGUCCAGCCCCCCCACUUGAUAGUCUGAAACAUGGCGUUACGGGAGUUAUCAUCGCUGGAAAAAUAUCUGGGCAUUAAAAAACCGAACAAGUAUAGUACACAAGGAGAUAAAAAGGUACCUGUGCUACAGAAUAAUAACGGUCCUCCAUUGGUGGGGCUGGUGACCAUUGCCUGUUACCUUGUGAAAGAAGCCAAGCGCCCUGAGCUGCUGGGUGACACUCCAGAGAACAGAGCAGUGGUGCAGCAGUGGCUGGAGUACAGAGUGACCAAACUCGACAGCUGUACAAAAGAAGACAUCAAGACCAUCCUGAAGGAUCUCAACCUCUACCUGCAAGACAAGGUCUACCUGGCUGGGAACCAGUUCACCAUAGCUGAUACUUUCAUGUACUAUGGACUCCAUCCACUCGUAGUGGACUUAUCCAUCCAGGAAAAGGAGCAGUACGUGAAUGUUGCACGAUGGUUUGACCACAUCCAGCACUGCCCCGGAGUCCGACAUCAUCUCCCUCCACUAGUUAUGCUCAGGAACAGAAUUUACACCAGCAGACACCACUGAGACCUGAAAAGCAUCAACUUCCUUCCCUAAACCUGCCCACCCUGUCUCGUCACAACUCUUCAGACCGUCAGAGCAGAGGGCAAAUAAUCCUCUUUAACCCGAGACUAUGUUACAUCUGCAUACUAUCUUCUCUUAUUCCUGGUUUUAGAUAAUUAUUUCUGCCUCGAUGAUGACUUGUAAACAAUUAGUUCAUAUUCCUGCAAUAAAGUCAGUUAUUUUAUUAAUUGCAUUAAUCAACAGCACCAGUUUUUAGAAAGGGAAGUAAUAAUAUAAUCUUAACCUCUCAAACAUCCAGACAUGUCGACACUAUUUAUGAGGAUUCUGGCAUCUUUAUCUGUGUUUACUGUUUUGUUUAUGCUAAUAUUUGUUGCCCAUUUAUAAAGGGAAGGAUGUACAGUUGUGAUGUAGUGCUGCUUGCCUUUUUCAAAGGUGUUUCUAUUUAUGAAUGAUUGUUUAAUUUGAGCCUUGAACGUGCAAAUUAACAGAAGACUUAACUGGCAGUGUGUUAUUUUCCAGUAUAACCACAUCAAGACCACAGUCCAUAUUCUGUUAAUCCUGCAUCAUUUUAUCGUAAUUGUUAUUUUAUUUGGAUGUGGCAGUUCAGCCAUUUGACUGGGCAUUGUAGGUUCUCUGUUUUUAGUGUGUGUGUAUUUGCUCAUUCCCGAUUACAUCCCCGUUCUCCGUUCUAAUUCCUCACCACCAGUUGUGUGGGCAGCAGUGAGCAGUUGAACGUCAGCCCCAGAGUCAGAGAUCAGAGUGAGGCUCCAAUCAGUCCCACUACCACCACUGUUGAUGCUGCAGGCCAGAGAGAGGGCAGCGGGCUCACCAGCUGCCAUACAGAUCCAGCCAGCCAAGGCCAGAAACCUGGGCCCCUGGGCGACAGUCAGCCACUGUGUGUCAUUUCAACCCUCACGUUCCCACGGGGCUGCUGGAGAGAGAAGGACGAAGGGAGGCAGCAAGCGAGCGAGUGAAGGAGAGAGGGAGGAAUUGAAGUGAUGGAGGCCACACAGGAAAAAAAAAAAAGCACCCAGGGGCCGUGGGAUCUUUUUGUGACAUGUGAACAAUGAUCUGUGCCUCUGAAAGCCCAACUGCUGCUGGCUGGAUGUUUUCUAUUAGCGCCAUUAGCACGCUAAGUCACAGUGGCAGAACAUGUGUGUUAAAGGUAAACAAAUGCAAAUAAGGUACAAUAAAAGGGAAUAAUUGAUAGUCUUCACCAUUUACCAUUCGUCAUUUCAGUUCUGUUGUAGCCUCUUUCCAGAUUAAAACUUCUCAGCAUAUUUCCUGCCAUGUUUUUAACUCCUCCCCACUAACAAGCUCUACAUAUUAAGUCUCUGGCUUAAAAGUUCUUGGCUUUGUUUGUCUGAUGCAAGUACGAUGCUUAUCUUGUGCCAAUAAAUCAAAGAGAUGCAGAGCCCAUGA
Messenger RNA from Melanotaenia boesemani (Boeseman's rainbowfish), 1981 nucleotides. It is a transcript of the gene eef1e1, whose product is annotated as eukaryotic translation elongation factor 1 epsilon 1. The record is from RefSeq and is a predicted model, not a curated record. The coding region runs from base 41 to 562 and encodes 173 amino acids. The transcript has 4 exons. NCBI's taxonomy places the organism in Eukaryota, Metazoa, Chordata, Actinopteri, Atheriniformes, Melanotaeniidae. Gene Ontology annotation, cellular component: nucleus; aminoacyl-tRNA synthetase multienzyme complex; cytoplasm. Gene Ontology annotation, biological process: positive regulation of DNA damage response, signal transduction by p53 class mediator.